Molecule: messenger RNA, 1346 nt
Organism: Dreissena polymorpha
Lineage: Eukaryota; Metazoa; Mollusca; Bivalvia; Myida; Dreissenidae
Product: neural cell adhesion molecule L1-like protein
Exons: 10
Coding region: 210-1346 (378 amino acids)
Biological process (GO): axon guidance; cell adhesion
Cellular component (GO): plasma membrane
Molecular function (GO): protein binding
Source: RefSeq, a predicted model, not a curated record
GUGAGUUGUAAAAGUAUGGACUUUUGGUCCCAUUUAAACUAUGGUUGAUAUCAUCAACCCUUACUUUAUCAGGUGCUGUAUACACAUGUUAACUCGUUCCCACUAUUGACAUAAAACAAAAUUUAACAUUUUACAAAGACAAAGUGUGGAUUAUUUAUUUCGAAAACACGUCGGUUGAGUGGAGUAUUGACCUAUAUGUAAAUGUGAAGAUGUUUCUCGUGCUGUUAGUCUCAAUUAUGGGAGUGGAUGCAGGCGGUGUUCCACCAUCCAUCAGCGUGCCCCAGGGAAAUAAUUGGCCAAAACCUGUCAAGUACAUCCGGUCUGGCUCCAGUGACCAAAUCGAAUGUACAGCUUAUGGCUCUCCAUCACCCAAGUAUCGAUGGACGGUUGAUGGCAGUCCUGUGAAAAACACUGUUAACUGUGUCGAGUUUAGUGAAAGUAAUGGGACAUUGUCCAUAGGUUCAUUGUUCUCACCGUCUGAUUCUGGGAAUUAUUCCUGUGUUGUCAAAAAUGACUAUGGGGAAAUCAUGACUCCUUAUCUUCAAUUAAUCAGAGCUGAUUCUAGCAAUCAUUUUCGUGGUCACCAGAAUACCCCUGCAGAAACCAUUAUGUUGAAUCUGUACAACCACUAUGCAAUGGAGUGCAAAAACAAGCCUUCCAGCAUACCCCCACUUGAGAUUUCAUGGGAAAUUGGCACUAUGAUUGGUACUACUUUUUUUCUGUCAGAAGAGGUCAAACCAUCCGACCGUCUUGUAAGGCAACCAGAUGGUACCCUUCAUUUUCUGUGGUUGACUUCCGAAGAUAGCAAACACUUUCGUUGUGUUGGGACAAACACAGUCAACGGAGUGACUGUGUUAAACCCACUGACCAUGAAGCUGAAUGUUAAUACAGGUCAAGGAAAUAACCGUGCCCCAGAGAUUAAAUAUAACGAUGAUGUUACAGUGAUGGCUGGGGAUGAUGCUUUACUCACAUGUAUCUUCUCCUAUUACACAAAGACAGCAGGAGAAACUUUCAGGAUAGACUGGCUGCGUUUGAACAAGGUAGUGGGAAAUGGCACGACUUUGACUCUGCCCAAGGUAAAGGUUCCCGAUAACACGCAGAGUCAGGCGGGAGAAUACCUGUGUGAGGCCCACCUUGGGGAACUGCAGCCUGUACGAGCUAAAGUCAGCCUGAAAAUCACAUCGCCACCAAAGUUUGUGCCUGGUGAGCAGCCGGUCGCCCUGUCCUCUCCUGUAGACAAGGAUGCCACGUUCCACUGCAGGGCCACAUCACACAACACUUACCAGGGGGCGCCGGUAUGGAUGAUAAAUGGGAAACCUCUCAUUGGUAGGGCCACUUACUUUUAA